This is a messenger RNA of Encephalitozoon intestinalis ATCC 50506, 348 nucleotides long. RefSeq lists its product as uncharacterized. Bases 1 to 348 code for a protein of 115 amino acids. The transcript has a single exon. NCBI's taxonomy places the organism in Eukaryota, Fungi, Microsporidia, Unikaryonidae. The record is from RefSeq and is a predicted model, not a curated record.
AUGGAUUAUGAUCUUCCAUUCGUGUGUCCUAUACUUUCGCCCAGAUUUUGCCUGGCAUCUACUUUAUGUCCAUGCUAUCUAUCUUCGAUAGUCUAUGCAAGGAUAUUCAGGAACAAAAGGUUUUCUGCAUUUGGGUUCUUUCUUGUUCCGUUCAGUGUAUAUGGAAUCCGAAGGUAUGUGCAAGACAAGCUUCAAUAUAGAGAGAGUUUUGAAACAAGUGCGAUUAAAAGCCUCUGCUGUUGUAAUAGCCUGACACAGGACCUACAUGAGAUGAAGAUAAGGAGGAUUUGGGUUUACAAGUUCCUUUCAGAGCCUAUUCCAUGUGAAGAUAGUGACCUGACGUUCUAA